Messenger RNA from Alosa sapidissima (American shad), 4909 nucleotides. RefSeq lists its product as uncharacterized. The transcript is spliced from 2 exons. NCBI's taxonomy places the organism in Eukaryota, Metazoa, Chordata, Actinopteri, Clupeiformes, Clupeidae. Gene Ontology annotation, molecular function: protein binding. The coding region runs from base 469 to 3006 and encodes 845 amino acids. The record is from RefSeq and is a predicted model, not a curated record.
CAGAGCCAGAGCCCGUAUUUUUGAUAGGCUACAAGCCAUACACUAGGCUACUAGAACUCGCUGAGUAUUUAUACGCAUAUUUUAUACAUUAUGAUGUACACCUAGACCUACUUGUUUGUAAGAUAUUGAUAAUUAACGCAUUGUGUACGUGACACUGGUUAGUUCGCGGCGUUGACUGACGUUACGUUAACUUAAAUGUAGACAUAAUUAUGCUAAACUAAAGUAGGCCUAUCUUUGCUAUAACUUUUCACCCUUUUACAACAGUAAUCUAGAGCGGAGCUCUGUUCUAGAUUAUUUGACCGUAACCCCCAAUUUUGGAAAUUUCACCUCUUGUGCUACCUAGCAACGUCAACGAGUGAAAUGUGUUCAGGACCAAUCUAUGGGACCAAUAACGUUACAUAGCAACUGAACUGAGGUUUUGCUAACUUUAAAACUAUAUUUUCACCCGACUGCUGAGGCAGGCCAACGAUGAUUACAGAUAACAGAGAAAUGGACCCAUCUGACUCGCAAUUUAGCCUAAAUUUGGAAGAUGAGUCUGCAAUUAAUACACCAACGACGAAAAACGACGUUAACGUCAUACCUGUUGGCGUGAAAUCAACUGUUCGGUCUGCGGUUGUGAAAGAGGAAGAAUUACAUAAACUGGAAUUAGCUCAACCAAAUUCUCUGACAGAAAAUACACUGAAGCAAACGCGAUGGGCUGUGAAGUGCUUAAAAGAUUGGUUGGAACAACAAGAAAUGAAAGUGGACUUUGUAAAUAUUUCGAAGGAGCAACUUAAUCUAAUAUUACGUCAGUUUUAUGCGUCUGUUCUUAAUUUAAACGGUGAAUCCUACAGCAUUAGCAGCUACUUGGGACUACGCUCAGGAGUCUACAGGUAUCUUAAUGACCCUCCACUGAACCGAUCCUGGAAUAUGACAGACCCCGAGUUCAGGUCUUCAAACAAUGUGUUUAUCGGACUCAUAAAAACAAUGAAACGGAAUGCUAAAGACAAGAUCAGCCACCCUACGUCAAUCUCUCCAUCAGAUUUGAAAAUCAUCCGUGAAUCUCAUGCAUGUAACCCCAGCCAUCCAAGAGGCCUCCUAAAUAAAGUGUGGUUUGAUAUUCAACUUCAUUUCGGAUGGUUAGGUAAAAAGGGUAACAGAAUGUUAACGGAAAAAUCAUUUGCAUUUAAUACCGACGAAAUAGGAAGGAAAUACUGCACUCUGGCAUUCAAUUUUAUAACGAAAAACCAUAAAGACAUAAAGGACAGUGAGAACAACCGUCGGCGUAUGUUUGCCAGGCCAGGAGAUCCACUGUGCCCAGUGGCAUCGUUAGAGAAAUACAUCCGCAAGAUGCCACCAAAUUCACCAGCCUUUUUUUUGAAUCCCCAGAAGAAUGUCUUUGAAGUAGACCCAGUGUGGUACAGCACAAUUGCCCUUGGGGUCAAUCAAAUCGCCUCAGUGCUAUCACGGAUAUGCCGAGAGGCUGGAAUUGAGCAGAUAUACACCAACUCUUGCUUGCGAAGGACAAAAGCUAACCUCCCGCCUGAUGUUGCUCCUCAAUCAUAUGAGAUCGUUUCUGUCAAUGGACACAGGUUCAUGGAUUUUCCUGGCCACUUCCUAGAGGUUUUUCAGGAGCUGAACAACCAGCGUGCCCAGAAUCGUCUGUGUGAUUGCAUCGUUGCCGUGGGGAACCGGUACUUCAGUGCACACCGCUCUGUCCUGGCGGCUAGCAGCUCCUACUUCCGUUCUCUUCUAUGCAACUCGGACACUAGUGUUGUCCAGCAGUAUGUUGUGGGCCCUGAUGGGAACAUGAGACUCCUGCAGCUGGACUCAGAGGUGGUGACCCCUGAGGCAAUCUCAGCACUGCUGGAUAUGAUGUACUCCUCCAAACUCUUGCUGGACAUGUCCCACAUCACAGACCUGCUGCUAGCUGCCUCAUACCUGCACCUUACUGCUGUAGUCAAAGUCUGCAAGGAAAAGGUCAAUUCAAACACUUUGCCCACGUCGAACUCCGGAGGUCACGCUGCCGCAUCGACACCCAGCCAUCAGGAACAUGAGGCCACUAAUGGCAGCAGUAAGGUUGAGCAGCGGGAGCCGACGCAGGCUUUUGUCAGACCUGGUCAGAAGCGGGCGGCCUGCGAACAGCAGUAUGGCCACAAAGGCCAUCGGCUCAAGUCGCCUGGAAAUAAAUGCCGGAAGUUUAAUAGUGGCUCUGAAAUCGUCAAGUCUGGGGCAGUGGUCUCUGCUGGUUCCUCUGAACCUAACUUUAGCCCGGCGUCAGAAAACGGCUCUGCCUGUUUAGAGGUGUAUGAGUUUGAGUAUGAGGUGCCGUCUGAGGCCAAUAGCCCUAAUCUUGAAAAAGGGUUGCAGACUGGGGAUGCUAAUGGAUUAAUCCUUAAAGUUGAAGAUGAGGAGCCAUCAAUUGUAGAGGUGAAAUACGAAAGCAACAUCUCACCAACAAGAUGGGAGGCAGCAGAGUCUGCUGUCCAGAUAGAUAUGAAGAAAAAGUUUAUGAACAGUGCAGUUACUGAAGGACCGUCGAAGACCACAGGCUGCAGUGAGGACCGACAGACUACCAGUCAGCUAACUGACAAAGUACUCCAUAGCAGACGUAACAUCACCAUCUAUGAGACAAAAGGGGCAUUGCAUGAACUCGGUGUAGGUCAAGGCCUGGGUGCUAACCAAAGCCUGGGCUUGACUCGGCCUAUCAUUCCUAAAGCCAGAAAGGUAGGUAGGAUCUCCAGGAUGGGUUCUGGUUCCAACUCAGUCACUGCUGUGAGAGAGGUCAGCAGGACCACACACAGUGCUGAACUGGCAGCUUCCACCUCAUCAAUCUCAGUGAAGCCUGCCUCAGUGGGGGCAGGAGAUGCUAUUAUCUUGCAGUUAGCAAAGGGAGGGUCAGGUGCUAUCCUGAGGGCUGUGGGGCAAAAUUCACACACUACUGUGCAAGCCCCUAUCAUGAACCCCCCCAGACAGCCCUCAAGACGGACUACCAGGGCAAUUAAGCCAAAACUACCAGGCUACUGACUCAUUGUUUAUUAGAAUUGUUACUUGCACAAACACUUUUGUGUUUCUGGAACUUAUAGGUUCCUGGGUGUGAAGACCCAGGUGGAGUGCAUGUGUUCUGAUCUUAAGCUAGAUAACUACUAUAAAAUGGGACAGACUUGUGCAAAGAUUAUGUUCCUACUGAUAUGUAUUUUUUUCCUUUGCAUUUAAUAGGGUGUACAGCUAGGUCCAGUGUAACCCAUGAAUACUAAACAAAGACCAGUCAUCAACAUAGUAAGGUAGGGUAGACUUCAACUCAGUUCUUGCCAACACAUAAUAUAAGCUAGACCAGGGACUGUUUCUCUACAUUGAUUGUCACCUCAUCUUGCUGCACUCAGGGGGCCUUCAGUGGUGAUAUUCCAGACCUAUCUGCAAUCUCUGCCCAUCUGACUAAGGAUUGCCCACACCCUCAGCUACACUGCAUGUCAUUUUGCCUUAGUAGAUUUAUGAUUUGGUUUAUGAAGUGCCAGUUUUGCUCUCAUAUCCAGAGUGAUUGUUGACAUGGCCUCAAUCAGAUCCUCUUCCUUGCUGUAACUCUCGUAGCUUGACAGCAGUGAGCAGGGAUUGUACCUCAGACUGCUGAAGGUCCCUUGAGACAUCACGGCACAUAUAAUUGACCGCUUAAAAAGAGAAGAGAGAUGAAAGACUGUGAUGAGUGGCAUCAUUUCAUUCGUUCAAAUGAUUUGAUUCUAGAAAGGCAGGUGAACUGUGUACCAUGCAUAGUGCUGGGAAGUGCAGGGCCAGUGUCCUAAUGUAGUGGGGUGAGUUUGUAGUUAGAUGUGGUUUGUAGUUAUAUUGGCAUGCUUGUAGAAUGCUUACAAAAGGAUGAUGAAGUCAUUAAAGCAGUGAGUAAUUAUCUCCAUAUGUUCGUGUUACUGUAGGUAGAGGAUAGGUUUUGAAUGUAAUGUUGUUUUGUUUAAGCUUACUUUUUCUUAGCUUUUUUUGUAUCCAGUUUAAAGUUGGACAUUAAUACUAAGGAACUCAUUGAUGAGUGUGUUAUACUGUUUUUUUUAUCUCCACUCUAUGUUGUUCUUGAGGAUAUCCUGUUAUUUGAUCUGAUACAUUUCUGUUUGACAUCACAAAACAGUACAAAUGUCUGUGGUGAACAGUUGGCAGAAAUCCUGCACUUGCCUACUUGCUCUUUCAAAAGGACUUCCAAAUGUUUGGCCACAUGAACCUUUGCUGAAGUAAACACAGACCUUUUUGUGGCAUGUAGACUGAUGGGAACUCAAGUCAGUGAAGUGGCGUCCUCACCUUAGUCAGUUUAUUAACAGAAAGGAUGGUGUUGCUUAAGGAGAUAACUAGGCCUACAUUCCAUUUGAUAUGAGUUGUAUUUUAAGGUGAAUUUUGAGUGUCUGUUUAAGUGUACUGCCUGUAUUGCCUUAAAUAUUAGUAGUGAUAACAGAUAAAUAAUCCACGUAUUACAAGUAUUAAAGUAUUUUCACAAGCUUGUUUUAAGUUCACUGAGGUGUUUAAAACACAAAAUAUGGUGCUUUUGAAAUCUGGUUUCAAGGUAAAACUUAAUCCCUUAAUCCCUCGUUGACUCUAGACUGCAUCUCAAUUGAGAUUGAGAGUUGGUCUGGAAAGGAGUUUUACAAGACCAAGACCUCCAUAUUGUGGGGAAAGUCCAUACAAGUCGAUUUACCGAAUGCAAUGCAAAAGGAAGGAGUCCAUCGAAGCUUAGUUCCAAAAAAUCACGUAUACUUUGCUGUUUGUGGCAGUUUGGUCAAAUAUCAGUUAAUAAUAGUUUGUAAAAACGUUGUCCCAUACAACAACAAACUUUCCUCCUUGAGCUGAACUCAAAUUACUCCAGAAUUUCGCUUUAAAGACAUAAGAUAAGAUUCCCUACCCGCAGCAUCAAGAACAGUAUCAAUCCAGUCAGAGA